Aspergillus wentii DTO 134E9 is the source of this 1194-nucleotide messenger RNA. RefSeq lists its product as uncharacterized. The record is from RefSeq and is a predicted model, not a curated record. The transcript has a single exon. NCBI's taxonomy places the organism in Eukaryota, Fungi, Ascomycota, Eurotiomycetes, Eurotiales, Aspergillaceae. Bases 1 to 1194 code for a protein of 397 amino acids.
AUGGCCGCCUCCUUCACAUGCCAUCCUGAUCGCCCUCUUUUCCACGGCCAGAAUCCUCAUCACCAUCUCGAUCAAGCCGCCCUUGCGUCCACUCUCCACCCUAAUCUUCCCCCCCUCGAUGUGACCUCUCGUGCGAUAUCCCCCUGCGUCAGCGAAUUAUCCGAUACAAAGACCUUCUACAGCGCUUUUGAAGUCACCGAAAUCACCGUCAAUGGAUGUGUGUCGCCCGCCGUGUCUGAUGAGAUUCUCGAUGAGCCAUCCGUCGAGAUGGAUGCCGCCUCGUUAGUCACCGUGAAAGCUCCAACAGCGACAACCGCUUCGCUUUCUUCAAAUGGCCUUCGAACUCCCAAGCGCAAGCGCACUGUCUCUCCUUCAACGCCAACCUCUCACUCUCCUCGCAACCCUCGUUCCACUUCGCGCAGUACAGGACGUUCUGGGCCGACCAGUCGUCGCAGUUCUCUACACUCCCACCGUCGCGCAACCUCCUCUCUGACCCCCUCCAUUUCCAGUCGAAAUCCUCCAGAGACGAAACGGGAGACACUUUUGGCUUUGCAUCGGGAAUCCUGUCGCUUAUUCCAGGAUAACGAGUCAACAAAAUGGCGCAAUGCCGAUAUACGCACUCCUUCAUCGCCCGCUUCCACUGCGAUGCAUUCGUAUUUCCCCCCAAUGUCUGACUAUCGCUCCGCAUCCGAAGUUAGCUCACCACCAGGAUCCCCCAUGAGACCGCUUUCCGACCAGCUUGAGCACUCUAGUGAAGAUGAGAGUCACAGCCCUCCACAGCCGACUUCUCAGACCAUUAGCGGUGCUGGCGAUGGAUCCUCUAAACAAACACCUGCUACUGUCAUCGACUGGACCUCGCCGUCGACACGGAGACGAGAAUACGAAAAGAUCGACCGGGCUAGUCGUGGUGUUCGAGGCCUCUGGCGGCGAGUGGCUCCUAGAUGGUGUCGGCCUGGAGACAAGCGAACGCCAUUCUUUGAAGAAGGAGAGAAUGGCAAGGGAAAUUACGAGGGGAGUGUAAGAAGAUUCCGAAUGGAUCUUCCUGAUGAGACAGAAACAAAACCCAUCAAGUCACAGUCACGCCGUGGAACAGAUCUCAGGAACAAAUUUACGACUCCCAGAAGACAGAACUCUGAAAAGACCGAAAGAAGAUGGCCCCGGCUGUCUAGAAAUGACCGCAUCCACACUACAUGA